AUGCUUCCAUUUUCAACUUCUUCCUCCUCCUCAUCCAUUACCUCGUGCACACAGAUAACUCAAGUUUGCGCCGGAUGGCCAGUGACACCUGAGGAAGCCGCAGAACUACGUGCCGAGGAUUCUCGACAAGAGGCCUACCUGAGGCAAUUUGUGGAGCACCGCCUCACAACUCCACUGCCCGCCGUCAAUCUUCAGUCGAGUCUGGAGGGAUUACGAAGGGCACACACUGCAAUCCUCGCGAGUCUUCAACGGAUCGAUGAGCUGGCCCAGCUGGUGAAACAGCACUUCGGUCAGACCUGUCCUAAAGUCGCUGCUAUAGGCGGCGAGACCGGCCCUCGCGUCGAGUAA
Molecule: messenger RNA, 348 nt
Organism: Spirometra erinaceieuropaei
Lineage: Eukaryota; Metazoa; Platyhelminthes; Cestoda; Diphyllobothriidea; Diphyllobothriidae
Source: the annotation of a GenBank genome assembly